AUGAACGAGACGACUCGUAUUCUCGCCGAUGGCUCUGAGUUCAUCAUCGCGACUCCGUACACUCCUUCCGAAUCUCGGGCUGGUGUGGUCCUAGUGCUGGUCUCUUGCGUUUCGCUGGUAUGCGUCCUUGCCCUGCUGGCUGCAAUCAUCACGUCGGCGGUCAAGACGCGCUCGUCGGAUGAUCCCAACUUGUUUGUGCGCACCCAUGUGGCGUCCUACUUCGUAUCCCUGCUUCUGUGCUGCUUCUUCCAAGCCGUUGGAGGAAUUAUGAGCUCGAACUGGAUAAGGAGAAACGGAGUGUUCGAGGGAUCGUAUUGCACUGCUCAAGGCGCUAUCAAACACAUCGCCGACGUCGGCAUAGCGUCCUGGUUCUUCGUGAUCACAGUGCACACGUUCUUCGCCCUGUGGCGCUCAGAGCGCCCAGCUCGUCCCGCUCGCGAGAUACUCGGUUAUACGAUUGCUGCGGACGCGCUGGUGCACUAUAUCACGCUGGGCAGCACUUGGCUCUUCAUUAUCCUCGCUAUCGGCAUCGCAAACGCUACGCAGGAUGUCGAGAAGCGUGGUGCUUUCUAUGGUGUCUCCGGCGACUGGUGUUGGAUCACGAACGACUACGGCGCGGAGAGGAUCAUCUUCGACUACCUCUUGAUCUUCCUGUCCGCACUCACCGCCCUCGCCCUCGAUGUCGCCGUGUUUAUUCGCGUGCGCCGCAAGCUUCGCAUCGAGAAGCCAUCGAGCAAGUUUGUGCUAUCGGAGAAGGAUCAGGCGGACGAGUACCGGGUGAUGUUGGCGAAGCAUAUGGUGUUCCACCCAUUGGCGUACUUUGGAUGCAUCUUCCCGAUUGCAGUGGUGCGGUUUGCGAGUUGGUCUGGGAACGACGUGUCAUACGGCGGUACUAUCUUUGCGGACUUCGUGUACCUCCUGAUCGGAAUUGUCGUCGUCGUCCUCUUCCUUUCAACACCUCGCCUGCUGCCGCCACGGUCCUACCUGCCUGCAUGGGUCGUGCACUUCCCUUUGCCCUCGUACGACCACACAUCGCGGGGAGCAUCCGACUACGAAGACCCGUACUACAAGACCGGAGAGAAGGGUCCGCUCGGCGCAGACGUCAAGUUCGACCCAGAGCAUGCCCUCGUUGCUCCGCACGAGGCGCUUCCUUACCCGAAGCCGGUCCACGCUGCCGAGAACCCAUACGCGACACCGUUGUACUUCAAAGACCGCCGGCCGUCCGAGUCGCCCGAGAACACCCCGCGCGGGAUCGUGCUGCACCCUGGCGCCACCGACCGCAACUCAUACUCGUCGAUGUCUUCCAUCACGAUCAGAGCUCGGCCGAGCUCGCGCGCGUCGAACAUCAGCGUCGCGAGCAUGAACAAGCGUUUGCCGCCGCGGCCGGUGCAGGGUCUGCCUUCGAACCCGUCGCCCUACGUGCCGCAGAACACGCCCGGUCACUCGCGGUCGUCUUCAGCGCCUAUGGUCCCUGCCCAGCCAUCGCGGCGCGUCCCGCCUGGUCUCGGCGGAUACGGCCUACCGGUAGGACCCAGCGCGCACCGGCGCAUGCAUUCGUCGCCUCACGCCAUCAGUAUCCAUCCACCAUCGCGGCGGCCAAGCCCGGCACCCAGCGCUCGCCAGCAGUACCUCUCCCCCGGACAACUAACGGCUAGCGACUCGCGGCCUCUGUCUGGAGCAAGCGACAGUACCUCCUUCUCCUGGGCGUACAACUUCCGCAUGGAGCCCGGAUCCCGCUCGCCGUCGGUGGCCAGCGAGCCGCGCUACUCCGGUGCAGCUCAGCGGCUCAUGCAGUCGCGCGGCGGGCACCUCAGCAGUCUGCGGCGCGAGAUCACGCAAGCUCAGGCGGAAUGGGAGAACGUCGACCUCGGACACCAGCACCGCUCGGGGUCGCGCGCAUCUGACCGUUCAACUUCGUCCCGCGGUAGCCGCGGGUCGGCUCGCGCCGCGGGCGAGCUGGACGACGAGCGCGAUGGCUCGGACGCCAGCGCGUUUGAAAUCGUUACGAGACCUGAGUCUUAUAUACCACCCAAGUCUGCACGUAUCAGCCCUGGUACACCACCCAACCCGGAUGCACCGCGGCUGGCGCACGCGCUUGUUUCACCUUCAGAUCACAAUAUCUUCCCCGUGCGGGAAGUAAAAGGUCAACUGAUCAGCUGUAUACCUCUGGCACUCCCAUCCUAUCACGCUCACCCCUUGGAGUUGUGUUGCUCUAUCAUCACGCUUCAGGGCAGCUGUUUGGGUCGAAUCAUGCGGCGAGCAAACUCCGGUCCUCUUUCCUCAACUGCCUUCUCGCCCUUAUGCCCUCUCUCCCCGGCCUGGUACUCGACUGCCGCGUGCUCGCGAGCUCUCACUAGUCUGUAA
Molecule: messenger RNA, 2364 nt
Organism: Peniophora sp. CBMAI 1063
Lineage: Eukaryota; Fungi; Basidiomycota; Agaricomycetes; Russulales; Peniophoraceae
Source: the annotation of a GenBank genome assembly